AAGAAAAAUUCCACUGAAACUAAAAAUAGCAGAAAUUUUGUGGAGUGGUGAAAGAAACACGUUGAUCAACAUGCCGGGGGUGAAAAGUAAUAUACGUGUCCACAUGGAGUCUGAGUCAGGAAAGACGAAUACAAAAAUAUCCGAUUCUGGAUAUUCUAAUAGCUGCAGUAACAGUAAUUCACAAAGAAGCGCGAGUUCUAAAUCUCGUCACAGUGGAAGUAAUUCCAGUAGAAGUAGUGGAUACUGUGGAGCUCCAACUGCUGAUGGGAGUACUAAUGCCGGGCCAGUUCAUAAUAACAAAAGGAACAAGGAUAAGGAUUACAAAAAGAAAAAACUAAAGUCUACUUGUUCCUCAGCUCCAAAUAUUUUACUUCCUACGGCGACUGCAACGACGGAAAAUAGAGCCGUACCGAAAGAAAAUUCAUUAGAAAAUAAUAAAUGUUUAACGGAUUCUUGUGAGCCUUUAACAAUAGUUUUGAUAGAUCCCACUGCAACUAAAGAUGAUGGUCAGGAUAUUACCAAGGACAUUGGUAUCGAAAAUCCAACUGAAAAUAAUUCAAUACCAGCAAAAACAGCGUUGGGUCAUUCGGACGAAUCAGAUUGGAAUGUUGCUGAAAAUAUAACAGGAAACAUACAAAAUCACGAUGAAAAUAAAAAGGAACUUGCUUCCAUUAAUUGCGAAUCACCAAUGGAUUGUGACCCUAAACUUCCAAAUCAACCAGAGGAUGGUUUUUGUUGCGUAAUAUCAAUGUAUGAUGGUGUUGUUUUGUAUACAACGCCGAAUCUUACUUCUAUACUGGGAUUCCCUAAAGAUAUGUGGCUGGGAAGAUCGUUUAUAGAUUUUGUGCACCCGAAAGAUCGGGAAACAUUCUCCAAUCAAAUAGCCACACGGAUAUCAUUACCAUUGGUUGAUGAUGCUAAAACUAAAGAUGUACAAAAUACUCUUUAUGUUUGCUUAAGGAAGUAUCGGGGAUUGAAGAAAAGAGGUUACAGUGUUGUAGAAAAAGUAGUAUCCUAUGAAGCUUUUCAACUCACCAUAACAUUUCGUAACAUCAGCGAUAAAUCUGAAGCGAAAAUAACCAACAAGAAUUCCGGAAUGUUUCUAGUCAUUGUCGCUGUUCCGAUGUUUACGACUUACAAAACACCGGACGAAACCAGAAAAACUGCUAAAUUUGGAAUGAGGCAUACUGCUGCAUGCGUUUUUAGCCAUGUGGAUUCUGAUGUCGUUACAAAUUUUGGUUACCUUCCACAAGAUAUGUUGGGAAAAUCGGUUUUCGAUUUUUACCAUCCUGAAGAUAUGCCUUUCCUGAAAGAAGUUUACGAAUCUGUGAUGAGAAUGUGCCAAAUAGCCGGAUCCGUAUUUAGAAGCAAACCUUAUAGAUUUGCUGUACAUAAUGGUGGAUUUGUGAUGAUUGAAACCGAGUGGUCCAGUUUUGUUAAUCCUUGGUCAAGAAGAUUAGAAUUUGUUAUUGGAUUGCACCGUGUCCUACAGGGGCCGCAUAAUCCGAAUAUAUUCGAAUCUCCUAAGGAAGAUAAAAUGCAUUUAAUGUCUGUAGAAGUAUUGAAAGAGAGCAAAAUAAUUCAAGAUGAGAUUAUGAUUUUGUUGAAUAAGGAGUUAUCAAGACCAAUGGAAGCAGUGAAGCAUGAGGUGUCAAAACGUUGUAAGGAUUUGGCGAUAUUCAUGGAGACGCUUAUGGUAGAAGUUACGAAAUCCAAUCUACAUUUGGACCUACGACAAGAUCCUGAUCCAACAAUAUCAGAAAGAGAUUCUGUGAUGUUGGGAGAAAUAAGUCCUCAUCACGAGUACUAUGAUAGUAAAUCGUCGACGGAGACACCGCCUAGUUACAAUCAGCUGAAUUAUAAUGAUAAUAUUCAGAGGUUUUUCCAAAGCAAGCCGAAAACAACAGUUUCUGAUGGUAGCAGACCAUUGCAGAGCACCUCAGACACCGAUCAGGAGGCGAAAAUCCUAUCAGCGGCUCAGGACUGCGCUAACAAUCAGAAGUGCUUGUCGCCGGUACAGAACAGCGGCGCUUCCGGAAGCGGCAGCGCCGGCAACCUAAGCUCUGGAAGUAACCCUAACAUUGAAAGUGGCACGACCAGUGCCACCAACACCUCAAAUGACUCCUAUAAACCACCGCAUCUCACCGAGGCACUGCUUUUUAAGCAUAACGAAGUCAUGGAAAAGAUGAUGGUCAAGCGUCAUCGGGACCAGCGGACCAGUACUAAAGCGGACAGGGAGAAUAAGAAAAAUCAUCAUAAGAAUUGCGUGGAAAAGAACGUUAACAAGAAAGAUCAUCAGUCAAGCUAUUAUCAUCAAGGCGUGAAAAGGAGUGGAUCUCAUUCCUGGGAUGGUGACAACCACAAACUGUUGAAAUAUAACAAGCAGAAAUCCGGGGUCAAUGUUCAACAAGUUGAUCAGUUUACUUCAUCUGUACAACCUGUAGCUAACCAAACUACUUCUGCAGUCCCAAAUAAUUCAGCUUUUACAACAGGGGUUAAUGAUUCUAAUAUCAACCUAUGGCCCCCAUUCUCUAUGACUAUGACAUCGAUGAACAACAUUCAGCCUUGUGGAGUAACAUCCUCUCUAAAUACUGGCAAUUUUGCUUCUGGGAUGUUCCCAGUAUAUUACAUCCCAUCGCAGCAACGACCAGUAACUCACGAUAUCACAGAUUCUACUUUGCAUUCUAAUUUACAAUUGCAAUAUGUGCCGAGCAUGAUGUAUAAUUACCAUUCUGUAUUUCCUACGUCCUCAAUAUUCUGCCCGCCUUUGUCAAUGGUUUCAGUCCCUAUACCCAGGACAUAUCAAAUGGUACCUCCGGAUCAAGUUUCAGGCGUCAUUCCCAACGAUCCCAAAAGCAGUCCUCCGAUUAUCGGUUCUUUGCCGCAAUUUCAGCGGCCAGCAUCUCAGAUGACUUCUGUAAAAGCAGAACCCGGUAGUGUAAUGGGAUCAAUCGCAUCUGCGAGUGUUGCCAAUAAGGCAAUGUCGGAAUGUUCACGUAAAGAUUUGGGCCUUUCGUCCGUGUGUUCGCCCGGUUCUCCAUUGGUCAGUCCGCCUGAUGGAGAAACGGAAAUGGAAAAUUUAAAUUCGACAAUUAAGGCGAAGAAAGUAGAUGAUCUGACUGCGUGGGAGAAUAAAUACAGGGAAAAUCAGGGUGGAGACGAGGCAUCGAGUAGCUCCUCUUUUUAUUCCUCUUUCUUGAAAACCGACUCCGGGUCUAAUGAUGAUUCAGUGAAUAACGAAAAUCGAUUGAACAAAAGUGACGACAACACUUGGACCAAAUCCAAACAUUACCCGUUAAGAAAACGUGACCCACCUUGGUUGGAAUCCGUUUCCGUUACACCUGAUCUAAUAUACCGAUACCAAAUGGACCUCAAGGGUGUCGAUGACAUAUUGGAAUCCGAUAUUAAUUCUCUUAAACAAAUACCUCAGCCAAUAUUAGUCAAUGAUCAGUUGAAUCAAUUGUAUAUUGAAAUGGAACUGGAAGGACUUUCCACUAAAUUAACUCUGGAAGAGGGCAUUACUUCUUCUAGCAGCAGCGGAGAAGAUAAUCAAUCCCACCUCAGCAAACCAAAGAAGAAGCGGCGUUCUUAUAGCUCCCUAAUGAUGAUUUACGAGGAGAACUGUCCGUUUCCUCCCUCCGAGCAAUAAUUGAGUCCCGAUUCCUCUCUUACAUAUGAAUGAGGAUGGCAGACAAGGAAAUUGCAACAACAAGAAAAAAAACAAACUAAAGAGGCUAGACUGAGAAGAAAACCUAUCGAGAGAGAAAAUAAAGAAAUAAAGAAUGUUUAUUUGUAUGCGACGUUCCUGAAUCCAUCACCGGCGUGUGAUAUAAAUUAAGGCCUUUAUAUUUAAGCAAAAAAUGUGUAGUAUUGCCGCUAGCAUGUUUCUUGUUUCAAUUAGUUGUCAGAGAUGUGCACACAUUGGGACUAUGAAGCGUGAACAUAAUUAUUACAUUAGUAGUAUGUUUCGCUUCUCCGAGUUACAAUGUUUAAUAUUAUAUGUAUGUGCUUGUGCUACUGUAUAUUUCUGUAUUGUCAAUUUUAUAU
Molecule: messenger RNA, 4047 nt
Organism: Nicrophorus vespilloides
Lineage: Eukaryota; Metazoa; Arthropoda; Insecta; Coleoptera; Silphidae
Gene: per
Product: period circadian protein
Exons: 22
Coding region: 71-3649 (1192 amino acids)
Biological process (GO): entrainment of circadian clock by photoperiod; negative regulation of transcription by RNA polymerase II; circadian regulation of gene expression
Cellular component (GO): nucleus; cytoplasm
Molecular function (GO): transcription cis-regulatory region binding; transcription corepressor binding
Source: RefSeq, a predicted model, not a curated record